GGGUCCUGAGAAGGUGUUCUACCGCUGAUGCCCCUCCUAACACACUGUGAAGCUGCAGCCUGCAGCAGUCUGUGGGCAGCCAGCCGCUGCAGUCCGGCGUCUCGGAUCAGCCGACAGCCUCUCCUUCACUCCGGCCACAAGUGACAGUGACAAGCCUCGAGUACCUCCUUUAGUUCCUCCGGCUUCACUCGUUUUGGUUCGGAUAACGGAGACGACGGCUUUACGCUCCGGGCAGACGGAAAGGACUUUCGGUAGAAACGGUGCCAGUGCUCGCGCUCGGUGCUCGCGUUGUUUUGGGUUCGCGUCGCGCGCUGCAUGGACGCGGCGGGACGAUGAGACUUGAAACCGUUUUUAAACUUCUCCCGUGCGUUGUGUUUUUACUUCCUAACGCGAUGCACGCUCAAACAGUGCCCCCUCCAGAGUGUGCAUCGGGCGGCCACUCCAUCCUCCAGGACCCCUACCGCAGCACUACCUUCAGCUCCAGCUGGUUGCAGCAGUCGGCCCUGCAGGACUUCAUCUGUGACCACUCCCUCACUCCUGGGUGGUACCAGUUUCAGAUCUUUGACAAGCCGGCCAGCAUGCCCACCCAGUGUGUGGAGGUGAACCACUGUGGGACUCAGGCUCCUGUGUGGCUGUCCCUGGGUGAGGGGGAGUCCCUGCCGGGGCCCCAGGAGGUGAGGCAGCUGACGGCCUGCGCUGCCUGGCAGCUCUUCCCCGGCAACAGCAAAGACUGCUGCAUGUUCCGCAUCCCGGUCACCGUUCGCAACUGUGGAGACUUCUACGUUUACCUGCUGCAGCCUACGCAGGGAUGCAUGGGAUACUGUGCUCAGGAGAUGUUGGACAUUUUGCCCACAACGUCGCUGAGCUGCGGCCCUGACGAGGUGAACGUCGAUGGAACAUGUAACACAAAGCAGCCUCCCAUUCCACCUGCACCAGUGAUUGUCUCAGAGGUGACAGGAAAGUCCAUCUACCUGAAGUGCAGCUUUGGGAGCAGCUCCAACAGCUCUCUGGGUUACGUGGUGGCUUGGUCCCGCCUCUCACCUGAGGGCAGGAAGGAGGAGCUCAAACAGGAGACCACCAUCCAGACCACCGCCUUUAUCGAGCUGGACGGCUUCAACCUCCGUCUGGGGGACAAGAUUUACUGCUCCAGCGUCAGUUUCUUCCUGGACUCGCCCGACGUCCGUAGCGCUUCAGUGGAAAGUCAGGAGUUCUUUGCUGGGAUUAUGCUAAGGCCAGAGGUAAGCAGUGUGUCUGAGGACGGGAGGCUGUAUGAGCUGGUGGUUGAGAGCACAGUUCCUGUCCCAUGUCUGGAAGAGUCCUCCUCCUCCUCUACAGAGCAGUGCACUCUGUCUCUGCAGCUCAGCACAAGCAGUAAAGGUGAUGGUUUGUUGGGUGCAGAUCUGUCUCUGUCCUCCUGUGUGGUGGAUCUGUCCCGGGGCCCCUGUAGGAACGGGGUUUGUAGUCGAGCUCUGAUCCACUUCAGCCCCGUCACAGACUUUGUCAAAGAUGGCAACAGGACGACUCAGAUAUCUGUUAAAGCCAUUGUCACACAGAAUUUUCUCUGGAGCGGAUACUCACCAGAACCUGUUGAGAUAACAGUGAAGGAUGUUCCCUCAGCCUACUGCUACUCCUUCACUGAUCCUCACAUGAUCACAUUUGAUGGCAGGUACUAUGAGAACUUCCAAGUUGGCACCUUUGUUCUCUAUAAGAGCAUUUUGAGGCCAUUUGAGGUCCAUGUUCGUCAGUGGGAGUGCGGCAGCGUGCUGCACGCCGCCUCGUGCGUGUGCGGCUUCGUGGUGAGGGACAGCGGCCACGUCGUCGCUUUUGACAUGUGCAACGGAGAAAUGGGGGAGACCAAACCUCACCUGUCCGUAAAGAACAGAGACUUGAGCAAGAGCGGCAUUCGCAUCACAGAGUCCUACCAGGGACGCAAAGUCACGAUGACCUUCUCGUCCGGAGCCUUUGUUCGUGCAGACGUGUCGGACUGGGGAAUGAGUCUGACACUGAGAGCUCCCAGUUCAGACCGGAGCCACACUGAGGGCCUGUGUGGGACCUACGACGGACGGUCAGACAACGACUUCCACUCAGCGGGGGGCGCCGUACUGGAGCACCUGCACGCUUUUAUCUCUGAAUGGAGGCUCCCUCCAGGCAGCAGCCUGUUUGACACAGUGCCAUCCCACCUGAGUACCUUGAGACCCCGCAAGUACUGUAACUGUCAGGCAGAGCCCCGCCUCACAUCUCCCAGAGCCCGAUCUCAGCCAGUCACAUCCUCCGACCCCACCUGCUCUCAUCAUGGCUACGUGCACCUCCCCAGUGUCAUCCCCACUCUGGACGUCACAGCUGAGUACAUCGGCUCGAUGGAGCUACUCAGAGGUGAAGGAGGCGACAGACAGCCGCUGCCUCCGGGUCACUCCAGCCAACACACCCGGGAUCAAGGUAGUGAUGCGGAGUUAAGUGAAAGAAGCUUCUCCUUGAGCGCUUCCAGCGAUGGAGCUUCAACCUCAGCUCACCGCAGAGGCAGGCGGCAGAAAAACCAUUACAUUUCUAACUCUCCGCACCAAAGCCUCAGCCAGUCUGAUCUGGAGGGCUUCACCUACUUUUUCCCAGAGGACCACGAAGCAGCAGUUCAAUUAGAUUCCUCCCUAACAUGGCCCACACAUUCUGGCUUGACCGAGCAGCAGGCCAGGACUCAGUGUCAGCAGGCUGUGGCGGGCUCCAGCAUAGCGUUAAGUUGUGCGCGCCUGUUAGAAGAGUCAAUAAUUAGCCGCGUGAUGGCUAUGUGCGUUACCGACCUACAGCUGAAGGAUGAGCAGUCGUGGCUGAAUGCAACUUUACCGCUGCUGGAAAAUGAGUGUGAGAGGAGGCUAAUGGAGGAGAAGAGGAGAGAAGAAGAGUACAAGGAUGUUCUGGCUGUCCUCAAAUGUCCCAAUCUGUGCAACGGGAACGGCCAGUGCUCAGAGUGGGGUUGUGUCUGCUUCCCAGGAUUUGGGUCAUACGACUGCAGUGUGCUGUCUGACCAGAUCCCAGAGAUCGCUGCGCUGGAGACGGAGGGUCUGUGUGAUGUCCGACAGCGAGACUGCUCCACCGUCCAGGUCUACGGUCAAGGCUUCAAGAACUCCUACGAGCUCAAGUGUGAGUUUGUUAAAGAAAAGUUUGACGAUGGGGAGUGGGUUCUGGACGAGCCCCAGUUUGUCUUGGCCAUCUUUCUGGAUGUAACGUCUCUGGAGUGCCAGCUCCCCCUGGAGGACAGCCGCUGGGCACCUGCAGGCCUGGACCUGGAGCAGAUGACAGACAGACCCCUGGCCCGCUGGCAGAUCAAAGUUUCCAAUGACGGCUACAGCUACAGUAACGCCAAGAUACUGACUGUGUAUGAUGGAGCCUGCCAGAUCUGCAGCCUCAACGCUGAAGUCCUCUGUACCCUGAGGGAGAAAACCUGCAACAUUGAUGGCCAAUGUUACAGGGAGGGGGAGUCCAAUCCCAGCAGCCCCUGCCUCACAUGCCGCCCGGACUCGUCCAAACACACUUGGUCCAUAGCGGAGAAGAACGAGCCUCCGGUGCUCCAGUCCUUGCCGUUUCAUCUCUGGUCGUUCCAGGGGGAGAAUUUAAUCUACCAGCUACAGGCUCAGGACCCUGAGGGCUCAGCGGUGCACUUCACCCUGGAAUCAGGUCCUGAAGGUGCAUCUCUGUCUCCGGCCGGCCUGCUGAUGUGGAAGACUGAAACCACAGACACACACACUUUCCAGUUUAGUGUGACGGACGACUGUAUCGCUGAGACCAGAGCCUCCAUACAGGUGUCUGUGCGCUCCUGUGAAUGUCUGAACGGAGCCUCCUGUGAAACCAACGGCAAGCUCCCUGCUGGCACUGGGGAAUACUUGUGUGUGUGUCUCCCUGGAUUUAAAGGAGAAAGGUGUGAGGUGGACAUUGAUGACUGUAAGCCUAACCCCUGCCGACUGGGCCGCUGUAUUGACGAACCCAACUCCUUCUCCUGUAUCUGCCCACCUGGAAUGACAGGCCGUACAUGUAGAGAAGAUAUAGAUGAGUGCGUCUCUCAGCCCUGUUUCCCCGGAGUGGGCUGUAACAACUCGCUGGGCUCCUUCAUCUGUGGAGUCUGUCCCCAAGGAUUCAGUGGUGACGGGAAAAUCUGCACACGAAACCAAGACCCUCCGGUCAAAGCAGUGACCACACCAGAAAGAGUACCGCAGGCUUCAUUGAGGCCCAAACCCCCGGCCCCGUCGCCAUGCUCCAGACGCCCGUGUCACCCGGGAGUUCAGUGUUUCCAGAGCACCCACGUCUCAGCGGGCUUCGUCUGUGGACCCUGUCCUCCCGGUCUCCAUGGAAACGGACGGACAUGCACAACAACAGGUCAGGGGACAGUCGCCGGUGGAGCAGAUGGCCAUAUUCGUAUCAUCAAAUCAAAUUCCAGCAAGGAAAUGACUCCCACCUCCUCCUCUUCUUCCUCUUCAUGGCCUCCCACCUCCCACAGACACCCCCCUGACAGGAGGACACCAGAAGCCACCGUCUCCAGUAUCAGGACAGGGUCCUCCAAUCACAGAAAGACCGCCGUCCACAGAGGUCAGCCCAGCGAGGCAGAGCUGAGCCCCGAUCUCACCACCGCCGUUAAAUGGGGGUCCCCAUCUCACCAUGUGACCUGUGCUGACUCUCCCUGCUUCCCUGGUGUUCCCUGUGAGCCCACCGCCACCGGGUCCUUCAGGUGUGGACGCUGCCCGUACGGCUUUACCGGAGAUGGAGUCACAUGCAAAGCUGUGUGCAGGUAUCAUUGUGGGAGGAACAUGGAGUGCACUCUGCCCAACACCUGCACCUGUAAGGAAGGCUACACCGGAUACAACUGUCAUAUUGCGGUGUGUCGACCUGACUGCAAGAACCAGGGGAAGUGUGUGAAACCUAAUGUGUGUGAAUGUCCUGCUGGCUACAGCGGGCCCACCUGUGAGGAAGCAAGCUGCGAGCCGCCUUGUCAACAUGGAGGCACCUGUCUGGCCAGAAACCUGUGUACCUGCUCCUAUGGCUACGUGGGACCCAGAUGUGGAAUCAUGGUGUGUAACAGGCACUGUGAAAAUGGAGGCGAGUGUGUUUCUCCUGAUGUCUGCAAAUGCAAACCUGGCUGGUACGGACCAACAUGUAACUCAGCUCUCUGUAACCCCGUCUGUCUGAAUGGAGGGACAUGCAUGAAGCCCAACAUCUGUGCCUGUCCCAGCGGCUUCUAUGGCUCCCAGUGUCAAAUCGCUGUAUGCAGCCCUCCGUGUAAGAAUGGAGGUCAGUGUAUGAGGAACAAUGUAUGCUCCUGCCCUGAAGGCUACAUUGGAAAAAGGUGUCAAAAGAGUGUCUGUGAACCGAUGUGCAUGAACAAAGGCAAGUGUGUGGGACCCAACACGUGCUCCUGUACGUCAGGAUGGAGAGGGAAGAGGUGCAACAUACCUGUCUGUCUGCAAAAGUGUAAAAAUGGCGGGGAGUGUUUGGGACCAAACACCUGCCACUGUCCCACCGGCUGGGAAGGCCUCCAGUGUCAAACACCGGUCUGUCCACAGCGGUGCCUGAACGGAGGAAGGUGUGUCCUUCCUGACUACUGCCACUGUCGGAAAGGCUACAAGGGCCUCACCUGCGCAAUAAAGGCGUCACAAGCAUGAUGGAAAAAGAAAUGGGAUGAAGGAAGCUACAAAAUGCACAAAGCAGGAAGAUAGUGUGUGUGUGUUGGUGGAUAUGUGUGGCUCUGUGUGCACAUAUGAAGGCCAACAGGGCGACUUGAUGUAUUGCACUUGUCUGUUCGUCCUUGUAUAUCACUACCUCAAGGCUCGCAGUAACACACAUCUGUUAGACGCAUCAGCAGAGACUUUAUACAGUUGUGCGAGUGUUACUGCACA
Molecule: messenger RNA, 5876 nt
Organism: Perca flavescens (yellow perch)
Lineage: Eukaryota; Metazoa; Chordata; Actinopteri; Perciformes; Percidae
Gene: vwde
Product: von Willebrand factor D and EGF domains
Exons: 31
Coding region: 333-5642 (1769 amino acids)
Biological process (GO): anatomical structure development
Cellular component (GO): extracellular region; cell surface
Molecular function (GO): calcium ion binding; signaling receptor binding
Source: RefSeq, a predicted model, not a curated record